This is a messenger RNA of Gigantopelta aegis, 1455 nucleotides long. RefSeq names its product ankyrin repeat domain-containing protein 16-like. The transcript is spliced from 7 exons. The coding region runs from base 202 to 1293 and encodes 363 amino acids. Gene Ontology annotation, molecular function: protein binding. NCBI's taxonomy places the organism in Eukaryota, Metazoa, Mollusca, Gastropoda, Neomphalida, Peltospiridae. The record is from RefSeq and is a predicted model, not a curated record.
UAAUUGUUAAAUUGGUCGAUAUUUAAAUUGUCACCUGGACAUGGGAGUCCACGCAAUGCUGUUAGAUCUACUGGUGAGAUCAGUAGAGCUAAUUUUAAUCAGAUUGGUUAAAUUGUUGAUUAAUUUCCAUUGAACACUUCCAAAACUGAAAACGGCUGCUUACACUCGCUCAGGGGAAAUAACUCUAUCAAUAUAACAUAUAUGGACCACAUUGUAAACAUUUUUAAAGCUGCACGGUGUGGAGAUGAAGAUUACUUUAAACAUUGUAUUAGUUGUGUACCAGAUGCAUUUAUACAUCACAACAAAUCGGGAGACACUGUUCUCCAUCUGUGUGCCAGACAUGGUCACCUGACAUUAUUACAUUUAUGUUUAGAACGCGGAGGAAAUGUGGAAAUAACCAAUUUUGAAGGCAAAAGACCAUUACAUGAUUGUGCCCAAGCUGGUCAUGUCAAUGUGUUGAAAUGUUUGCUUAAGACAGACAUCGAUGUCAACUGCUUGAAAAGAGGAGAUUGGACACCGCUGAUGUUAGCAUGUACCAAGUCAAAUGCUGAAAUCGUACAGUUGUUGUUAGAUGCAGGAGCCAAUUCUGCACUGAAAAAUAAAGAUGGAUGGAAUAGUUUUCAUAUAGCAUCCAGGGAGGGCCAUUUAGCCAUUUUGAAAACUCUGCUGGAGCACGAUGGCAAACUGUGGGACACAGUCAGCAAUAAUGGCCGUACUGCACUACAUACAGCAGCCUUACAUGGUCACAGUGAUGUGGUAGAGUUUAUGCUGUCGACUUCUAACUAUGCUAAAGACAUGAAGGACUGCUGCGGCACAACUCCUCUGAUGGACGCCAUCCAAGCUGGACAUGUGGACAUUGCCAGAACUCUCAUCACUAGUAAACAGGCUAGUGUGUUUACCUGUGAUAACUUGUUCUAUGCUCCGAUCCACAUGGCUGCACAAGCGGGAAAAAUCUCAUCCGUGACCUACCUCGUCUCCGAGCUGGGAGUCGACAUCAACCAGGCGACCUGUUCUACACUGUAUACACCUCUACAUGUCGCAGCAAAGCAAGGGCAGGUGGAUAUGAUUCAGCACUUAUUAUCUCUUGAAGCAGAUAUUGAUCUACAAGAUAGUUCUGGGAGAACAGCUCUCCAUUUUGCCAGCAGUGGUCAACAUGCCGAAUGUGUGAAGAUUCUGUUGCGGUUUGGUGCAAACAAAGAUUGUGUGGACAAAUCUGGCAAAACAGCUUUGCAGCUCGCCAGUCGAGCAGAUGUGCACGAAACAUUUCAAGAUGCUAGCAGUACAAAGGAUUAGCUUGCAUCUGGUAAAUGCAGACAACUGUUCGAUUUUUAUGAGAGGAAAACAUAUCCAUAAUUAAUUUGAUGCAAGAAAGAUUUAGUGGUUUAAACAAUAUGGAUGGAUUUCAUUCUUUAUUUUUAUGAAAUAUACUUUAGUAAAUAAAGUGUGUUGUUGUCA